Neltuma alba is the source of this 5298-nucleotide messenger RNA. RefSeq lists its product as uncharacterized. The record is from RefSeq and is a predicted model, not a curated record. Gene Ontology annotation, cellular component: plasma membrane. Gene Ontology annotation, molecular function: protein serine/threonine kinase activity; ATP binding. Gene Ontology annotation, biological process: recognition of pollen; protein phosphorylation. The transcript is spliced from 16 exons. The coding region runs from base 1 to 5103 and encodes 1700 amino acids. Lineage: Eukaryota; Viridiplantae; Streptophyta; Magnoliopsida; Fabales; Fabaceae.
AUGAAUUAUACAGGACGGGUAGAGCUUUGGCGCUUGGAUCUGUUGGACGGAGAAUGGGGGACUAGAUGGGGCAGGCCAGAUAGCAAAUGCAAGAUAUAUAACUUCUGUGGGAACUUUGGCAGUUGCAAUAUUAAUAGUUCGCCAACGUGUAGAUGUUUGCCCGGAUUCAUUUCUAAGUCGCAGGGGGAGAAUCAGACUCCGUCCUAUAAAUCUGGAGGCUGUUUCAGAAAACCCACACCAUGCGCGCAAAACAAGACCACAUUCAUAAACCUGAAGAGGGUGAAAGUGAGAAAACCAGACACAAAAGUCUCCGCAGCCAAUGAAACAGAGUGCCGAUCUCAGUGCGUCAAUGGGUGCCCCCCUUGCACCGCUUAUUCAUACGAUGCGUCGACAGAUGUCUUUAGUAGGAUGUCCGUACCGUGUUCUAUUUGGACUUCUGAUUUAUCUACCCUUCAGGAAGAGGAUGAUGCGGGCUUUAAUCUUUCUGUCCUGGUAUAUAAACCAGAUAUAGAACCAACUCCAAGAACCUGCAAACCUUGCGGUGUAUUCACAAUUCCUUAUCCGCUAAGCACUGAACCAAGUUGUGGUGAUCCCAUUUACUCUCAUUUUAAGUGCGACUCGCCAACCGGGCAGGUUAGUUUCAUUGUGGGAGAAGAGCCUUAUAGAGUUACUAACAUUGAUCCAGACGAGAGAUCGUUCUCUAUCCAAAUCAAAGAUUCGGGUGAUUGUCCUCCAAGCAAUCUCGGGCGUUGGCUUGGUCCUUCAUUUGGGGUGACUCAACAGUGCGAUGAGGGAGACGAAGCAAAGACACUAAAGAUUAAUUGGUCUGCUCCAGAUGAACCUCCAUGUAAUAACUCCGUAGACUGCGAGGGCUGGUCUCAUUCAACUUGCAACGCAACCAGUAAUGGAAAUGGAAGAUGCCUCUGCGAUGAAAAAUAUUACUGGAAUCGCCUCAAUUUAAGCUGCAAUCAAGUAGAGCCUCCAAGAAGAAUAAGCUCUAAAGUUUUGAUAUUAGUGGUGACAUUUUCAAGCUUGAUUUUCUUGGCCUGCAUUACAACUUCUGCUUACAUUUGGAGAAGAAAAGUAGCCUUUGAGCAAGAAAGGGGACAAAAUCAAAGAACGAGAGAUGCCCUGCAUGACAGUGAGAGGUAUAUCAAAGAUUUCAUAGACGCCGAGAGGACAGAGGAAAAGGACGGUGAAGGGAUAGAGGUACCUUAUUUGGAUUUUAAUAGCAUCCUUUUAGCCACGGAUAACUUCUCAGAUGUGAACAAGCUUGGACGUGGGGGUUAUGGACCUGUCUACAAGGGCAAGCUUCAAGGAGGUCAAGAUAUUGCAGUCAAGAGGCUUUCAAGCGUUUCUUCACAAGGAAUGAAGGAAUUCAAGAACGAAGUUGUCUUGAUAUCCAAACUUCAACAUCGGAACCUUGUUAGACUUUUGGGCUAUUGCAUUACAGGACAAGAAAAAAUAUUACUUUAUGAAUACAUGCCAAACAAGAGCUUAGACACAUUCUUAUUUGAUCGUACACAAAGAGUGAUUUUGGACUGGCAAAUGCGUUUUGACAUAAUUUUAGGAGUUGCUAGAGGAAUGUUAUAUCUUCAUCAAGACUCUAGAUUGAGAGUGAUUCAUAGGGAUUUGAAAAUUAGUAAUAUUCUUUUGGAUGAGGAGAUGCAACCAAAAAUUUCAGAUUUUGGACUUGCAAAAAUAUUUGGAGGCAAGGAAAUUGAGGCUAACACUGAAAGAAUAGUUGGAACUUAUGGAUACAUGGCUCCAGAAUAUGCAUUGGAUGGAUUUUUCUCGAUCAAAUCAGAUGUUUUCAGUUUUGGGGUUGUAAUGCUUGAAAUUAUCAGUGGAAAAAAGAACACGGGAUUCUUUCAAUCCAAACAAAGUUCCAGCCUUCUGGGUUAUGCAUGGAGGCUAUGGACGGAGAAUAACCUCUUGGAUUUAAUGGAUCGAUCUUUGAAUGAAAGUUGCAAUGCAAAUCAAUUCAUCAAGUGUGCACAAGUAAGUCUGUUGUGUGUGCAAGAUGAACCAGGAGAGAGACCCACCAUGUCGCAAGUAUUAAUAAUGCUUGAAAGUGAGACUGCGAGCCUUCCAACUCCAAAGCAACCGACCUUUUUUAUGAGCAGUAGCAGGGGCCUUUCUAGCUCUGCUUCUUCUUCCAGUAGACCUGAAGGAAUUCUUCCUACUGACAGUACCUAUCAACAAGAUACUUUGAAGAUCGGUGAAAGCCUUCAUGACAGGGAAGAUGCCGCUGCCAACCUUGUCACCACGGGAGGUCAGUUUGAACUGGGUUUCUUUUCCCCUGCAGGAAGCCAAAACAGAUACCUAGGAAUAUGGUAUCAUGGGAUAGAACCGCAAACUGUUGUCUGGGUUGCUAACAGAGACAACCCCAUUCCUCAUUCAAGAACUGGAAUUUUCCAACUUUCGCUAGAUGGAAAUCUCACCGUGUUAGAUACAGAAGGAAAUCCUUAUUGGUCUUACACACCUGAACAAGUAUCUUCUCUCGCAAACCUCACAGUGAGGCUUAUGGAUUCUGGGAACUUAAUUCUGGCGGACGACCACUUACAAGCGACCUACUGGCAAAGCUUCCAACACCCUACGGACACAUUUUUGGUGGGCAUGAAAAUGGAUGAAGAUUUAGUCUUGAAUUCUUGGAGAGCCUCUGAUGAUCCCGGCAGCGGUAAUUACACAUUUGCAGGUGGAAAAACAGGGGAUAGCAACUAUACAAUCUACGUCAACCAGAACCAAGUUCACUGGGCUGGUGAAACGCGCCAAGAUUUCGGCUCAGAAGGGACAAUACUUUCGCUCUUGACAAACUUCACCCAAAGGCCUUCAACUUAUAAAAACAACAGCAUGUCAACAAACUCACCUCGUUCUGAUUUUGAGCAUACAAGGCUGGUGAUGAAUUAUACAGGACAGGUAGAGCUUUGGCACUGGGAUCAUAUCGAAGGAUGGGGGACUAGAUGGAACAAGCCAGAUAGCAAAUGCAAGAUACAUAACUUCUGUGGAAACUUUGGCAGUUGCAAUAUGAAUAAUUCGCCAUACUGUAGAUGUUUGCCUGGAUUCGCUUCUAAGUCGCAGGGGGAGAAUCAGGUUCCAUCCUCUGAAGCUGGAGGUUGCUUCAGAAAAACAACAUCAUGCGGGCAAAACACGACAGCGUUCAUAGACUUGAAGAACGUGAAAGUGAGAAAAGCAGACAAAGCAGUCUACGCAUCGAAUUCAACAGAGUGCCAAUCUAAGUGCCUUAAUCUCAAUGGGUGCCCAAAUUGCACAGCUUAUUCAUAUGAUGCAUCAACAAAUUAUGAUAGGACGUUCUUAUCGUGUUCUAUUUGGACCGCCGAUUUGCCUACCCUUCAAGAGGAGAUUGAUAAGGGUGUUAAUAUUUCUGUCCCGAUAAGUAAACUAGAUAUAGAACCUACUCCAAGGACGUGCAAGCCUUGCGGUGUAUUCACAAUUCCUUAUCCGCUGAGCACCGAACCAAGUUGUGGUGAUCCCAUUUACGCCAAUUUCACAUGCGACUCGCCAACCGGGCUGCUUAAUUUCACAGUGGGAGAAGAGAGUUAUAGAGUUACUAACAUUGAUCCAGACGAGAGAUCGUUCUCUAUUCAAAUCAGACAUUCGGAUAAUUGUGCUGCAAGCAGUCUAGGGCGUCGGCUCGAUCCGCCAUUUAGUGUGACUCAACAGUGCGAUGGUGAGGCAAAGACAAUAAAGAUUAAUUGGGAUCCUCCAGGUGAACCUCCCUGUACUAACUCCACAGACUGCGAGGGCUGGUCUCAUUCAACUUGCAAGGCAACCAGUAACGGAAAUGGAAGAUGCCUCUGCGAUGAAAAAUAUCAAUGGAAUGGCCACAGUUUAAGCUGUACGCAAGAGCCUCCGAGAAGAAACAGCCCUAGAGUUCUGAUAUUAGCGGUGACACUUUCAACCUUGAUUUUCUUGGCCUGCAUUAUAACUUCUGCUUACAUUUGGAGAAGAGUAGCCUCUAAUCAAGAAAAGGGAGAAAAUCAAAGAACGAGAGAUGUCCUACAUGACAAUGAGAGAUAUAUCAAAGAUUUCAUAGACGCCGAGAGGACAGAGGAAAAGGACGGUGAAGGGAUAGAGGUACCUUAUAUGGAUUUUAAUAGCAUCCUUUUAGCCACGGAUAACUUCUCAGAUGCGAACAAGCUUGGACGUGGGGGUUAUGGACCUGUGUACAAGGGCAAGCUUCAAGGAGGUCAAGAUAUUGCAGUCAAGAGGCUUUCAAGUGUUUCUUCACAAGGAAUGAAGGAAUUCAAGAAUGAAGUUGUCUUGAUAUCCAAACUUCAACAUCGGAACCUUGUUAGACUUUUGGGCUAUUGCAUUACAGGACAAGAAAAAAUAUUACUUUAUGAAUACAUGCCAAACAAGAGCUUAGACACAUUCUUAUUUGAUCAUACACACAGAGUGAUUUUGUACUGGCCAAUGCGUGUUGACAUAAUUUUAGGAGUUGCUAGAGGAAUAUUAUAUCUUCAUCAAGACUCUAGAUUGAGAGUGAUUCAUAGAGAUUUGAAAACUAGUAAUAUUCUUUUGGAUGAGGAGAUGCAACCAAAAAUUUCAGACUUUGGACUUGCAAAAAUAUUUGGAGGCAAGGAAACUGAGGCCAACACUGAGAGAGUAGUUGGAACUUAUGGAUACAUGGCUCCAGAGUAUGCAUUAGACGGAUUUUUCUCAAUUAAAUCAGAUGUUUUCAGUUUUGGGGUUGUAAUGCUUGAAAUUAUCAGUGGAAAAAAGAACACGGGAUUCUUUCAAUCCAAACAAACGUCCAGCCUUCUGGGUUAUGCAUGGAGGCUAUGGACGGAGAAUAACCUCUUGGAUUUAAUGGAUCGAUCUUUGAAUGAAAGUUGCAAUGCAAAUCAAUUCAUCAAGUGUGCACAAGUAAGUCUAUUGUGCGUGCAAGAUGAACCAGGAGACAGGCCCACCAUGUCGCAAGUAUUGAUAAUGCUUGAAAGUGAGACUGCGAGCCUUCCAACUCCAAAGGAACCGACCUUUUUUAGGAAUAGUGCCAGGGGCCUUUCUAGCUCUGCUUCUUCUUCCAGUAAACCUGAAGGAAUUCUUCCCACUGACAGUACCUAUCAACAAGGUCGGUAGUGGAGAUUGGAUUAUAUUGGAUCCUGUCAGGGAAACCAAAAACUAACUUCUUAUUGAAACUCUAGUACGCUUGUAUGAUAGGCCAUUCAUUCUUAGGGAACUUAGAACAGCUGACAUCUGGUAUGAAAAUACCAUACAAAUAUUAGUUAGGCAUAUAUUUGAAAUCUGUUGGUGCAAUUAUUUUUUUCUGCUAAA